AUGUCUAAGAACGAAUCAAUAGACGCUUUACCAUUAGACUCAAAUUCCACCAUUGAACCUAUUAUCAUUAAUCAUGAUGGGAGUGUCACAAGGCUCAUGAAAAUACCUAACAUUGAACCUACACAAGACCCAAACAACAUUGUUCUCACCAAAGAUGUCCCCCUUAACCCUAUCAUCAACACUUGGAUACGUUUGUUUCUACCUCGCAUAGCACUUGACAAUCCUAAAAAACUCCCUUUAAUUUUUUACUACCAUGGAGGUGGUUUUAUAUAUUUUAGUGCUUCUUCAACGGACAACCAUAACUUUUGCUUCAAAUUAGCGGAAAAAAUCGGCGUCGUGGUUGCGUCCAUCAACUAUCGUCUCGCACCAGAAUCGCGUCUUCCUGCCGCCUAUGAGGAUGCAAUUGAGGCGUUACAUUGGUUGAGGACAACAAAUGAGAAAUGGGUGCAUGAAUGUUGUGAUAUGUCAAAUUGUUACCUUAUGGGAUCUAGUGCGGGAGGGAACAUCGCGUACCAAGCAGGUUUACGUUGUGCUGCAACAGUUGAUGAGUUUGAUUUUGACGAACUAAAGAUCAAAGGGUUGAUAUUGCACCAACCAUUUUUUGGUGGCUCCCAAAGGACAAAUUCGGAAUUGAGACUCGAAAAUGAUCGUGGAUUGCCUCUUAAGGCGAAUGAUCUAAUGUGGGAGUUUGCAUUGCCUGAGGGUGUAGGUAGGGACCAUAAGUUUUGUAAUCCGACGGUUAUGGAUGAAGGAGAUGAUGAGUGUUUUAAUGAAAUCAAACGGUUGAGAUGGAAAAUUCUUUUGACAGGUUGUUAUGGAGAUCCCUUGAUUGAUCGUCAGGCUGAGUUUGUGAAGAUGUUGAGAAGCAAAGGGGUUGAUGUUGUGGAAUACUUUGGGGAAGGUUUUCAUGGGAUGGAACUAUUGGAGCCAAGCAAAGAUGGACCACUAUUUGAACAAAUAGGAUAUUUCAUUAAUCAAUGUUGA
Medicago truncatula (barrel medic) is the source of this 984-nucleotide messenger RNA. RefSeq names its product carboxylesterase 1. The record is from RefSeq and is a predicted model, not a curated record. The transcript has a single exon. Gene Ontology annotation, molecular function: hydrolase activity. The coding region runs from base 1 to 984 and encodes 327 amino acids. Lineage: Eukaryota; Viridiplantae; Streptophyta; Magnoliopsida; Fabales; Fabaceae.